AUUGAUCAAUGAAAACAUAAAUUUUGUAAUUGUAUACUGUCAGAUCUCAUAUAGGAGUACUACAAUUUCCCCUUACCCUUGCGUUCUCUCGUGACUUCAUCUCCCUCCUCUCUUCAUCCAAUCAUCUCUUUUUCUCUCUCCUCUGAUCACAGUAUUUGAUUUGAUUGACGAUGGGUGCUCAGAACAUUUUCGAUGGCGAUGAUGGUAAUUUGGAAGUUGGGAUGGAAUACAGAACAGUCUCAGGAGUUGCAGGGCCACUGGUUAUUCUUGACAAAGUUAAGGGACCUAAAUUUCAAGAAAUUGUUAAUAUUCGUUUGGGAGAUGGGUCAACUCGUAGAGGUCAAGUUUUAGAAGUUGAUGGUGAGAAGGCUGUAGUACAGGUUUUUGAAGGAACAUCUGGAAUUGAUAACAAAUACACUACUGUCCAGUUCACUGGUGAGGUUUUGAAAACUCCUGUCUCCCAAGAUAUGCUUGGGCGUAUCUUUAAUGGAUCUGGUAAACCAAUUGAUAAUGGCCCUCCUAUUCUUCCUGAGGCUUACUUGGAUAUUUCUGGGAGUUCAAUAAACCCCAGUGAAAGAACUUACCCUGAAGAAAUGAUUCAGACAGGCAUUUCCACAAUUGAUGUCAUGAACUCUAUUGCUAGAGGACAAAAGAUCCCUCUCUUUUCUGCUGCUGGUCUUCCUCACAAUGAGAUUGCUGCUCAGAUAUGUCGUCAAGCAGGUCUUGUGAAGCGGUUGGAAAAGUCUGACAACCUUUUGGAGGAUGGUGAAGAGGACAACUUUGCCAUUGUAUUUGCAGCUAUGGGAGUUAAUAUGGAAACUGCACAGUUCUUUAAACGCGACUUUGAAGAGAACGGUUCUAUGGAGAGAGUUACUCUCUUUUUAAAUCUGGCCAAUGACCCUACAAUUGAGCGUAUUAUUACUCCUCGUAUUGCUCUCACCACUGCAGAAUACCUGGCAUAUGAAUGUGGGAAGCAUGUUCUUGUUAUCCUGACUGACAUGAGUUCUUAUGCGGAUGCGCUUCGUGAGGUGUCAGCUGCCCGAGAAGAAGUGCCUGGAAGGCGUGGUUAUCCGGGUUACAUGUACACUGAUCUGGCAACCAUCUAUGAACGUGCUGGACGUAUUGAAGGACGAAAGGGAUCUAUCACCCAGAUUCCAAUUUUAACUAUGCCUAAUGAUGAUAUUACUCACCCAACUCCGGAUCUUACGGGUUAUAUUACGGAGGGACAAAUCUACAUUGACAGACAGUUGCACAAUCGUCAGAUAUACCCACCAAUUAAUGUCCUGCCAUCACUUUCCCGUCUUAUGAAGAGUGCUAUUGGUGAGGGCAUGACUCGUAGGGAUCACUCUGAUGUUUCCAACCAGCUGUAUGCAAAUUAUGCCAUCGGGAAGGAUGUACAGGCCAUGAAAGCUGUCGUUGGUGAGGAGGCUCUGUCUUCGGAGGAUUUGCUAUACUUGGAAUUCUUGGACAAAUUUGAGAGGAAAUUUGUGUCCCAAGGAGCGUAUGACACCCGUACUGUCUUCCAGUCACUCGAUCUAGCAUGGACACUCCUCAGGAUCUUCCCCCGUGAGCUUCUCCAUCGUAUUCCAGCAAAGACCCUUGACCAGUACUACAGUCGGGAUGCUUCAAGUUAAUGAGGGAGAUUCUCAGUAAACUACACCUGUGUCCUUAUCUCAUUCAGCAUUUCAUAUUUGUUCUUUAAGGCUGUUUACCAAUCGCUUCAAUAAAAGGUUCCCGUGUUUCAGGUCCUCUAAAAGUGGGAUUCUUUGAUUAGUUGGUGUGUACAUUAAAGAGCUUUUGGUGGGAAGGAUGAUGUAGAUUCUUAAAGGAAAACAAACAAUUAUGUAUUUGUGAUUUUGAGUAUUUAUCCCCUUUUUCGUGUACUUGGGGCUUCAAAGCUGGGUUUAGAGAAGCAGGUUUACUUCGUUUUCUUAAACAUGUAUUUUGUUUUAUAUUAUAUUAUAUUAUUCAUAUCCCGCAUAAUUUAUUGGGAGUAUAAUUUUGGUGUAAUUGUAUCUUUGGUAAAACAACCAAAAUUUUCUUGACU
Messenger RNA from Amaranthus tricolor (Joseph's coat), 2047 nucleotides. RefSeq names its product V-type proton ATPase subunit B 2-like. Gene Ontology annotation, biological process: ATP metabolic process; proton transmembrane transport. Bases 171 to 1634 code for a protein of 487 amino acids. Gene Ontology annotation, molecular function: proton-transporting ATPase activity, rotational mechanism; ATP binding. Gene Ontology annotation, cellular component: proton-transporting V-type ATPase, V1 domain. The record is from RefSeq and is a predicted model, not a curated record. The transcript is spliced from 15 exons. NCBI's taxonomy places the organism in Eukaryota, Viridiplantae, Streptophyta, Magnoliopsida, Caryophyllales, Amaranthaceae.